GUUACACCACAUAUAUGCGGAAGCUGUUUGUUUUACUUUCAGGACCGGCGACUUUUUAUUAGUACUGUAUUGUGUCGAGGGUUAAAAACUUAUAUUUGUGGUCAUAUUUUUACACAAUAGAAGCAUAAUGUUGGAGUCGAAGACAUUGAUAGUCGAAGUGGCGAACUCCCUGCUUAGUGCGUGUGACUUACCGGAGCAGAAGGGCAGAUAUCAUGGAUCUGCGUUGCCGGGACUGGAUGGCCGCUUUGCCGGAGGAGCUGUGGGACGUCCCGCUCAACUACCUGGCCAUACCCGGAAGUCACGACACGAUGAGUUAUUGUCUGGACAUCAACUCUCCGCUGGUCAGGUCUGAGUCGGACAUCUUCAGGAUCCUGGAUGGACUUUGCUGCUGCUUCACCAGGCCCACCAUUUACAAGUGGGCCACCACACAGGAUCGCUGCAUCGAGGACCAGCUGUCAAUGGGCAUCCGUUACUUUGACCUGCGCGUAGCACGCAAGCCCAGCGAGCCGGGGUCCCACCUACACUUCACGCACAUCCUGUACACACACCUGACGGUGCUGGAGACGCUGGCGUCUAUGGCAUCCUGGCUGGACGCUCACCCCAAGGAGGUGGUCAUCCUGGCCUGCAGACACUUUGAGGGAAUGGACGAUCAAAUCCACGAGUCCUUCAUCUCGGCGCUGCAGCACCUCUUCGGCACCAAGCUGUGUCCUCGCCAGGAACCCGAGCUGACCCUCAGGGCUCUGUGGGCGUCGGGUCGCCAGGUGCUCCUGUCCUACGACGCAGACGUGGCGUCCAGGCACGCUCAGCUGCUCCCCGCUAUCCCCUACUGGUGGGCCAACCAGGGCACGGCCCGCGGCGCCAUCAGAUACCUGGAGUGGCAGCAGCAGCUGGGACGCCCAGAGGGCUUCUUUGUGGCGGGCCUGAACCUGACGGCAAACAGGAAGUACAUCCUGACCAAUCCCAAGCAGUCCCUGCGCACGCUCACCUGGGCCCAGUGGGAGCACCUGAGCAAGUGGCUGCAGGACCAGAGACCCGGCUCGGACCGCCGCAGCCUCAACAUCAUCGCGGCGGACUUUGUGGGCCCGCUUCCUCUCUGCUCGCUGGUCAUCGGCCUCAACAGGAAACUGCUGACUCGCUACAACUCCGACUGAUAUCAACAUGCAUAUCAGCUCAUGGCAGAAAGAACCACCACCACGUCAUGAUGGUGAGAUCACUCGGCCUUUGGCCACAUACCAUUCCAUCCGAGUCCCGUUCCUGGGUUGGACAUUCCAUUCUCUGCCCCCCUCUCCUUCGUGGGGGGGGGGGACAGAUUCAAUGACCAUAGAUGAAGCGCUAGCUGUCCAAAGUGGGGACCCAGGGUGGACCACUCAUCUGUGCAUCAGUUGUGGACGUCUCAGCUCGAGAUGAUCUCCUGCUGGUCCCACUCUGGAUUGGACUCUCUCUAUUAUGUUAGAUCCACUAUGGACUGGACUCUCACUAUUAUGUUAGAUCCACUAUGGACUGGACUCUCUCUAUUAUGUUAGAUCCACUCUGGAUUGGACUCUCACUAUUAUGUUAGAUCCACUCUGGAUUGGACUCUCUCUAUUAUGUUAGAUCCACUAUGGACUGGACUCUCUCUAUUAUGUUAGAUCCACUCUGGAUUGGACUCUCACUAUUAUGUUAGAUCCACUCUGGAUUGGACUCUCACUAUUAUGUUAGAUCCACUAUGGACUGGACUCUCACUAUUAUGUUAGAUCCACUCUGGAUUGGACUCUCUCUAUUAUGUUAGAUCCACUAUGGACUGGACUCUCUCUAUUAUGUUAGAUCCACUAUGGACUGGACUCACACACUAUUAUGUUAGAUCCAUGAUGGACUGGACUCUCUCUCUUAUUAUUUUAGAUCGGCAUAGCUCGGUUGGUAGAGUGGCCGUGCCAGCAACCUGAGGGUUGCAGGUUCGAUUCCCGCUUCCGCCAUCCUAGUCACUGCCGUUGUGUCCUUGGGCAAGACACUUUACCCACCUGCUCCCAGUGCCACCCACACUGCUUUAAAAUGUAACUUAGAUAUUGGGUUUCACUAUGUAAAGCGCUUUGAGUCACUAGAGAAAAGCGCUAUAUAAAUAUAAUUCACUUCAAUUCACUUCACUAUGGACUGGUCUCUCACUAUGUUAGAUCCAUACUCGAUUCAACACAAUACUCGAUUCAACACGACACACAAUUCAACAGAGUACUCGAUUCAACGAGACACUUGAUGCAACAGAGUAGUUGAUGCAACAAAACAUUUGAUUCAACACAACACUCGAUUCAACAAAACACUCGAUUCAACAGAGUAGUCAAUUCAACAAAACACUCGAUUCAACACGACACUUGAUUAAACGAGACACUUGAUGCAACAAAACACUCGAUUCAACACGACACUUGAUUAAACGAGACACUUGAUGCAACAGAGUACUCGAUUCAACAGUGUUUGAUUCAGCAAAACACUCGAUUCAACCAGUCACUCGAUUCAACACAAUACUCGAUUCAACAGUGUAGUCGAUUCAACACGACACUUGAUUCAACAGAAUACUUGAUUAAACAGGGUACUCAAUUAACAGAGCACUCGAUUCAACGAGACACUCAAUGCAACAUGAUACUCUCAAUGUAAUAUUUGUUGUAUUAAUAAUAAAACUUUUUCACACA
Molecule: messenger RNA, 2657 nt
Organism: Nerophis ophidion (straightnose pipefish)
Lineage: Eukaryota; Metazoa; Chordata; Actinopteri; Syngnathiformes; Syngnathidae
Product: PI-PLC X domain-containing protein 1-like
Exons: 7
Coding region: 213-1151 (312 amino acids)
Biological process (GO): lipid metabolic process
Molecular function (GO): phosphoric diester hydrolase activity
Source: RefSeq, a predicted model, not a curated record